ACAGUGCAGUUUCCAGCCAGGAGAAUGAUGUGGCUCCCACUUCUGCUGCUUCUGUUGCAGUGCUCAGGCACCUCUGGGCAGCGCUCGCUGCUGAAUGACUUCCAGGUACUCCGGGGUACAGAAUUGGAGCACCUGCUACAUACAGUGGAAACUGGGGCUUGGCAAGAAGAUGUGGCAGACGUAGAGGAGUGUGCCAGGCGCUGCGGGCCUCUUCUGGAUUGCCGGGCCUUCCACUAUAACGUGAGUAGUCAUGGUUGCCAACUACUGCCAUGGACCCAGUACUCACCCCAAACAAGACUGCAGCGUUCCUGGCACUGUGAUCUCUUCCAGAAAAAAGACUACGUGCGGACCUGCAUCAUGGGCAAUGGAGCCCAUUAUCGGGGCACUGUGGCCACUACCUUGGCUGGUCUGCCCUGCCAACACUGGAGCCACAAAUUCCCUGUCGACCACAAAUACAUGCCCACACUCCAGAAUGGUCUGGAGGAAAACUUCUGCCGUAAUCCUGAAGGGGACCCGGGAGGUCCUUGGUGCUACACAACAGACCCUGCAGUGCGCUUUCAGAGCUGCGGCAUCAAGUCUUGCAGGGAGGCCACUUGCAUUUGGUGCAAUGGCGAGGAUUACCGUGGUGCUGUGGACCACACCAAAUCCGGACUCGAAUGUCAGCGCUGGGACCUUCAGCAUCCGCACUCGCAUCCCUUUGAGCCAAGCAAGUUCCUAGACAAAAGUCUGGAUGACAACUAUUGUCGGAAUCCAGAUGGAUCCGAAAGGCCCUGGUGCUACACCAUUGACCCACUGAAGGAGCGAGAGUUCUGCGACCUCCCUAGCUGUGGGCCUAAGGCACAGCCACACCAGGAGGCCAUAACGCUCGACUGUUUCCGCGGGAAGGGUGAAGGCUACCGGGGCACAGCCAAUACCACAGCCACAGGCAUUCCCUGCCAACGUUGGGAUGCACAGAGCCCGCAUCAGCACAGCUUUGCCCCGGAGAAAUAUGCGUGCAAGGACCUUCGGGAGAAUUUCUGCCGGAACCCUGAUGGCUCGGAGGCACCCUGGUGCUUCACGUCAAGGCCUGGCAUGCGCGUGGCCUUCUGCUACCAGAUCCGGCGUUGUGCUGAUGAUGUGAAGCCGGAAGAAUGCUACCACGGUGCGGGGGAGCAGUACCGGGGUUCUGUCAGCAAGACCCGCAAGGGCAUCCAGUGCCAGCGCUGGUCUGCAGAGACGCCUCACAAGCCACAGUUCACACCCAUCGUGGCUCCACAUGCAGAAUUAAAGGAGAACUACUGUCGGAACCCAGACAGGGACCGCCAUGGGCCCUGGUGCUACACUAUGGACCCAGGAACCGCGUUCGAUUACUGUGCUUUGCGGCGCUGCAAUGAUCACCAGCUGCCGUCCAUCUUGGAGCCACCAGACCAGGUGCUAUUUGAGGAGUGUGGAUUGAGAGUGGAUCGGCCUAACCUUUGGCGCUCCAAGCUGCGUGUGAUAGGGGGCCAGCCUGGAAACUCCCCCUGGACGGUCAGCCUGCACAACCGGCAGGGCCUACAUUUCUGCGGAGGAUCCCUUGUGAAGGAGCAGUGGGUGCUGACUGCUCGCCAAUGUUUCUCAUCCUGCCAUGUGCCUCUCCUGGGCUAUGAGGUGUGGUUGGGCAUGAUGUUCCAGAACCCACAGCCCGGGGAGCCAGACCUGCAGCGGAUCCCAGUGGCCAAGAUGGUAUGCGGACCCUCCGAAUCCCAGCUUGUCCUGCUCAAGCUGGAGAGACCUGUGACCCUGAACCAGCGUGUGGCUCUGAUCUGCCUGCCCCCUGAGCGGUAUGUGGUGCCUCCAGGGACCAAGUGUGAGAUCACAGGCUGGGGAGAAACCAAAGGCACAAGUAAUAAGGUCCUGAACGUGGCCUCGCUGAGCGUCAUCUCCAACCAGGAGUGUAAUGUCAAGCACCGAGGACGAGUACGAGAGAGCGAGAUGUGUACUGAGGGCCCGCUGGUCCCUGUGGGGGCCUGUGAGGGUGACUACGGAGGCCCGCUUGCCUGCCUUACCCAUGACUGCUGGGUCUUGGAGGGACUUAUAAUCCCCAACCGAGUGUGUGCACGGCCACGGUGGCCGGCCAUCUUCAUGCGUAUCUCCAUGUUUGUGGACUGGAUUCACAAGGUCAUACGGCUGGGCUAA
Molecule: messenger RNA, 2157 nt
Organism: Chrysochloris asiatica (Cape golden mole)
Lineage: Eukaryota; Metazoa; Chordata; Mammalia; Afrosoricida; Chrysochloridae
Gene: MST1
Product: macrophage stimulating 1 (hepatocyte growth factor-like)
Exons: 18
Coding region: 25-2157 (710 amino acids)
Biological process (GO): proteolysis; regulation of receptor signaling pathway via JAK-STAT
Molecular function (GO): serine-type endopeptidase activity; receptor tyrosine kinase binding
Source: RefSeq, a predicted model, not a curated record